CUCCCGGGCCGUGCUCCAGGUGCGGAGGGCCACGCCGAGAUGGUUUGGAUUCCGCGCGAGCCGGGCGCUUGCCGGUGCAGGGGCGGGGCCUGGCGGCGGCGUUACCAAGGCAACAGCGCGUGCGCGCGGCGGGGCGGGCCCUGGUUCCCGCCGCUCGGCUACCCUGGGCCCCCUGGCGUCUGCGGGAGCCAAAGAGGCAGCGCCCCGAGCCUCUGAGCCGGGGGUCGCGGUCGGGAGGUAGCGGGGCUGCGGCCCGUGGACGGGGCGCGGCCUCCGGGGGUUCCCAGCGCGGCGGCCCGCUGGCCCGCAGGUCCGGGCCAUGCCCCCAGACCCCCCAUCUCUAUGGGACCUGGUGAAGGAGCAUGUUCCCCUCCCCGAGCGGCCCGAAGUGAAGCGGAUUCUGGGCGAGACCACGGUGGAAUUGAGUCUGGAACUGCGGGCAGAGAUGAUGAUGCUGCGCUCCCUGCUCCGUGAGGCCCGAUCCUCCCGGGGCCCUGGUCGCCGCCCGGCCGCUGACCCUACCUCCCUCCUGGCACCGUCACCCCUGCUAAGGGACCUCCUGCGCCAGGAGCUCCGGCAGCUGCUCCAGGCUCUCCAGCAGAAGGCCAUCCGCGAGGGCAGGGAGCAGACCCAGGCGUGGGUCCAGUACAGCCCCCGGGUCCUGCACUUUGCCUUGGAGGAGCCCAAGUAUGACCCGCCGGCGCUUGAACGGUUCCUGAUGAGAGCUGAUGAAGCCAGCAGCCAGCCCAAGGACCUCAGUGUCAUCAGGGACCAGCUGAAUGUGUCCAGCAUUGACCAGGUGGCCCAGCACCUGCGGGGCCUCCUGAAGGACGAGUGUCGCAGCUUGGAGGGGGAGAUCCACCGCCUGCAGCGAUGCCUGGAGGAGGAGCACGAGGGGCCACCCCAGCCCUCGGAGGCUGCCCCGGACCUCACCUUGGCAGAGCUACAGGAGCAGAAGGCGGCCAUGCUGCGGGAACUGAAGGCCGCCCCCCCGCCCUCCAGCGUCCCCCACAGUCCCUGGCAGCAGACCUUCGGGUCCAGACAGGCCUUCCUACCUGUGCCUUGCCCCCGGGGUACCGCUGGAGUUUGGCCUCAGACCCUGCAGUGCUGUCUGCCUGCUCCUCCUCGGGAGAGCCGUCCCCAAGCCCAAGGCCUGGCCUCCACCUGCCGCUGGGGCCGGAAGCUUCAGUAUAACCCCAGGACCAAGCCAGCACUCCCAACAUUGUCCAGUGGAGCGCCCCAGGCCCCCUCUUGAAGUGUUGGCCACUGACCAGGGGGUCUGCUUCUGCUGGAACACCCCCCCCGCCCGCCCUCCUUCCCCAGCGCUGGCCGCAUCUCCGCUGCAUUUUCCCCUGCGGUGGGUGGGUGGGUGAUCACAACCAGGAAACCCCGGAGCUUUGUCUGUGUCCCCUCCACCCUCCCUGCUC
Molecule: messenger RNA, 1427 nt
Organism: Sorex araneus (European shrew)
Lineage: Eukaryota; Metazoa; Chordata; Mammalia; Eulipotyphla; Soricidae
Gene: CCDC24
Product: coiled-coil domain containing 24
Exons: 8
Coding region: 320-1255 (311 amino acids)
Source: RefSeq, a predicted model, not a curated record